AUGUUACAAAAAAGGCUUGCCUGGCGUCCUAACAUAUACUACAUACGGCAUAUAAGGUGCAAGAGUAGGAUUGCUGGCGACAACAACAACACUAGUAAAAUAGCUGGACCACCAAAGAGCAAUGGUAAAGUAACUCAAACAAGAUCCACUAAACCAACAUCCAACUAUUUCAAGAAGAAUUCUGAGUACAAUAAUAAAAUCCCCCAGCUGACAGUGCGAUCAUCCACUAGCAGCAAUCUCUCAGAGCCUGGGCUCUCGGAUUUAUCAUCAGUCGCAUCGAUGAAUACCAUUCUUGGUAUAUUGGAAGAAGCCCAGCGAAGUGUGCUGCAUAAGGAAACCCCUUCUCUGGCUGAUAUACCUGUAGAUCAGCAGGCUCCAUUUGCCAAACAGAACGAGGCUGAUACUCAUUUGGGUGCUGGUUAUUUGGAUAAUUUUUUUAAUCUUAAGCCAAUGUUAAAUAUUUCUCCCAGGGAGCGUUCUGAAACGGAAACUAGCCCAGCGGCUUACGGAAUGACAGCCCCUUCUUUGACCCGACUGUUAUACAGAACCGAAAACUCAUCCAUUCUAGGAAAGAGCGUAUAUGAGUAUAUCGUCGUACGGUAUUUGAAUGAUCAAGGGGUCAGCGAACGUGGACAUGAAGGAGGUUUUGAAGGCUUGGGAAUGUACCAAGAUUAUAUAAGGACCUUUCUCGAUAUUUUCGAGACAAGUUUUGAUGAAUCGAAAUAUAAAAAUGAUAAUACUUUGACAUUGAAUAAGUCCUUGAAUGCCUUUCAGGCGAUUGCAAUGCAUUUUAUCAAGAGACCGGACACUGCGAUUGAACUCUUGCUAAAGGACGUUGAGUCAAUGGUGAAUGGAGAUCAGAGGUUAAGGUCAAUGCUAAACAUUGAUAAUGAACAACAUGGUACCGUCAUUGGCUCCAACGAAAGUAGAGGGAAUUAUAAGCUUCCUCGUCAAUUUAAAAUCGAGCAUCAACCUUCCGCCAAUAAGAGAAGCUAUUGGUUGACAAAGGACAACCAAGAGAGUCUGCAUCCAGCUCACCUUUCCCCCGUAUACAACCAAAAUGAUCUUGCAAAACUCAAGCAUAGAGACUAUCUUAUACAACUUCCGUUCAUUUUGAAUGACUACGAGGUCAUAUCGCGUGUCCUAGUCAAGAAUACGGAGAGUGACACAAUUACAUUACAACGAAUUUUAGCAUCACAAUCAAUAGAAGGAGCCAAGUUAUACGAAAUUGUCGUUAAGCUGAGACUCAUGAAAGUUUCCUCUCGUUUGGACGAAGAGUUUUUGGCUUUAACUGACUCCCUAUUAAAAUCUGCAGUGAGCUGCAAAACAGACUUGAUAUCUAAAGUGAACAGUUUCUCUACAAAAAUUUCGAAGAGUUUUCUGGAAAGGGAUUUUGAUGAAUCCAAGUGUAUCAAUCUUUUAGAACAACAGUUCAACGUUUAUUUUGCUGUGUGGUACAGACUCAACUCGCAAGACGCUGCUAAGUGGUGCUUCAGUUUGGUUGACCACUAUAGAGAUCUGCCAUUGACAAUCAGCGAACUUCAGCAAUUACGAGAGGAAUCAUUAGAAUAUUUUAAAUUUCAAACUAGAUCUGAAAAAGCUCACAGAUUCAUCCUGGAGGAAAGGAAUUUGUCAACAUUAGCUAGGCAACUCGUCAUAUAG
This is a messenger RNA of Dujonia railenensis, 1662 nucleotides long. Lineage: Eukaryota; Fungi; Ascomycota; Pichiomycetes; Serinales; Debaryomycetaceae. The record is from the annotation of a GenBank genome assembly.